AUGCCUCAGUACACAAGCCGAGACGUCGGCGACCCGUCGCAAAUCAAGAAGAACAAGCAGAGCAUGGCAGAUCUGAAGCUGCGUCGAUUGACAGAGCUCAACAGCCGACUGCGCGAGGAUCUCGAGAGGGAACGAAUUCCCGUCAGCCAGGCCAGCAAGAGCAUCAUUGCCUACUGCAACAGCACUCGAGAUUACAUGGUCCCUUCGGUGUGGGGAGUCGUUCCCAAGGGUGAGGAUCCGUACGCUCCCCAACAGAGCGGCGGCUGCUGUGUGGUUAUGUAA
This is a messenger RNA of Phaeoacremonium minimum UCRPA7, 282 nucleotides long. RefSeq names its product putative guanine nucleotide-binding protein subunit gamma protein. The record is from RefSeq and is a predicted model, not a curated record. The transcript has 2 exons. The coding region runs from base 1 to 282 and encodes 93 amino acids. Gene Ontology annotation, molecular function: G-protein beta-subunit binding. Gene Ontology annotation, biological process: G protein-coupled receptor signaling pathway. Lineage: Eukaryota; Fungi; Ascomycota; Sordariomycetes; Togniniales; Togniniaceae. Gene Ontology annotation, cellular component: heterotrimeric G-protein complex.